Molecule: messenger RNA, 2682 nt
Organism: Juglans regia (Persian walnut)
Lineage: Eukaryota; Viridiplantae; Streptophyta; Magnoliopsida; Fagales; Juglandaceae
Exons: 5
Coding region: 1-2682 (893 amino acids)
Molecular function (GO): catalytic activity
Source: RefSeq, a predicted model, not a curated record
AUGGGGGAGGGGAGCACUUUUGCGGCAAGGUUUGAGACACAGCCCGAUAGUGAUAUACCAAUAACUCAGUUGGAAACGGAUAGGCAGCUACAAGUCAUAGAGAAGAUACACCCGAUAGAGGAGUGUGAGGCUCUAGUUCAGGACUUGGUGACUGAGAAGUUGAUCAAAAAUAGUGAUGAAGCAGAGGGAGGAAUGAGGGAGGUGGUUAUGGUGGAAAAGAUGGUAGGAAUUUUUGAAUCAUUAGAUGAGGCGAAAUUGUUGCAAGAGGAAAAGACAGCAAAAGAACCAGAUGAGGAAAAUAAUUUCGUUUCUUUAGAUGAGGCCAGAUGGUCAGAGGAGAUAGUGGUAAUUGAAGAUGAAGGGGAGGCUCUGGGCUCGUUAUCAGAAGGUGAGAAAGUGGAGAAUGUAUUGCACAGAAGCAAAGAAAAAGACUUUUAUUCUGAUCCAGAGAGGAAUGAGCAGCAGAGAAAAAGUUUGAACACCUCGAAGCAGAGGCUGGGUAAGAUGUUGAGGAAAUUUAAACCGAAAGUUGUGGCUUUGGCAGAGCAUUUUCAAAUGGAAGAGGUAAUGAGGAAGUUGGUGCGGGAUUUUCACUUUGCGGAUGGAAUUUCAAACAGUGCGGAAGGAGGUAAAUUAUGGUUGCUUUGGACCCAAGGAAUUGGCUGUCAAGUAAUUGCAAAAUCUAACCAACAUAUCACAGUAGUAAUUGAAGAUAAUAAUAGAAGCAUGACGCUUUCAGUGGUGUACGCCAAGUGUUUGAGACAAAAGAGAAGGCAGCUGUGGCAAGAAAUAGGUGACAUCCCAAGCCCUGCAGAUAAUUGGGUGGUGGCGGGAGAUUUUAACAUAAUACAGUCAGAUGCAGAAAGAAGAGGGGGACGUCCUAGGUCAGCUGAGGCAAUGGAAGAGUUUAAUCAUUUCAUUAAUCUUGGUGGGUUGCAGGAGAUGACGUCCAUGGGGGGGCCUUUUUCUUGGUGUAAUGGGCAUGCAAGUUUAACGAGAUGCUGGGCAAGGUUGGACAGAAUCUUGAUGAAUAAUUCAUGCGCUACCAACUACCCAUCCACAUGCAUGGAAUACCUCUCACGCUCAUCAUCUGACCAUGCACCAAUGGUAAUGUGGCUGGAUAAACCGUCGACACGAUACGGCCCAUCGCCUUUCAGAUUCCAGGAAAUGUGGACGAGACACGAAGAUUUCUUUAAUUGUGUUAAAACAGUAUGGGAGGAAGAAGCAAUGGGGACUGGGCUGUGGAAGUUGGCAUGUAAAUUAAAAAAGCUGAGGGUGGCACUCAAACAAUGGAAUGUAAAUGUUUUUGGUUGGACACAUACACAUAUCGACCAGUUGGAAAAGGAGAUAGUCGAUUUGGACUCCAGACUUCAAGUGGAGGGAUCUGAGGAGGUUGAUUUGGCUUUGUUGGCAGCUAAAUUGGAGCUGGCAGAGUGGACACGUAGGGAGGAAGUGAGAUUGUCACAGAUUGCUAAGCAAAGGUGGGUUGAGGCCUUGUCAGGAUUUGUCACCAUGGAUAAAAAAGAAAUCUCAGAGCAGGAAAAUAGCAGUCUGUGUGCGCUCCCUUCAAUCCAAGAUAUCAAGGAGACAGUAUUUUCGAUUCCGGUAGAUAGCUCACCUGGUCCGGAUGGUUUUACGUCGGGUUUUUAUAAAAGUUGUUGGUGGUUAAUCGAGGGGGAUGUGGUGGAAGCAGUGUGGGAUUUUUUCAGAGGGAGUGAAUUACCCAGGUUCUACUCCUCAUCUUAUCUAGUUCUGAUCUCGAAGGUUUCCAACCCUACAAGUUUUGAGAAGUUCAGGCCAAUUAGCCUGUGUUCGGUAAUUUAUAAAGUAUGCUCAAAAUUGCUAGUGAGAAGAUUAGUGCCGAUACUGUCCAAUAAAAUCUCUCAAGAACAAGGUGCCUUUAUUCCCGGUAAAAGUAUUCUGGAAAAUGUCAGCCUAACACAGGAAUUGAUUCAAAGCCUGAAUAAAAAUGUCAGAGGAGGUAAUGUAAUGAUAAAGGUGGAUUUUGCAAAAGCUUAUGAUAGCAUUAACUGGGAGUUCCUUUUACAGGUAUUGGAUGCUUUCGGGUUCUCAUCUCAGUUUCAGGAACUGGUAAAACAAUGUGUAACGAAAGUAUGGUUUUCUGUGGUGAUGAAUGGUACGGUAAAGGGAUAUUAUAAGGGGGGAAGGGGGUUGCGGCAAGGAGACCCCUUAUCCCCAAUUUUGUUCAUUCUAGUGGAAGAAACUUUUUCAAGACUCUUAAAAGAAAAAUUUCAAAAUGGGAUGAUUGGAAGGUUCUCACAUCCAAGGGGGGCGCCGUUGAUUUCACACCUUCUAUAUGCAGAUGACAUGGUUAUUUUUGCUAAUGGGGUGAAAAAAGGAGUUAAAACAAUUAUGGAUUGUCUGGAAAAAUAUGGAGCUUGGUCGGGGCAAGCAGUGAACAAACAACAAUCGGCGAUUUACUUCUCGAAGCAUAUUACAAGGGCAAGAAGGCGUUCCAGCCUAAGAACUACGGGGUUUGGGCAAGGAAUUACUAACGAAUUUACUGGGAAGGGAAAAAGCCUUGGAAGUACUGAUGCAGUUGGGAAAUUGCAGACAAGGCCUGGACAAACUAAUCUAGAUGGGAAAUCCAGAUGGAAAAUUUUCGGUGAAAAAUGCCUGGGAAAAGACGAGAAAAAGGACACCAGCGAUUCCAGGUUUUAA